Molecule: messenger RNA, 1886 nt
Organism: Lineus longissimus
Lineage: Eukaryota; Metazoa; Nemertea; Pilidiophora; Heteronemertea; Lineidae
Exons: 5
Coding region: 55-1356 (433 amino acids)
Source: RefSeq, a predicted model, not a curated record
UAAUAGAUGUAAAUCUGUCGGGAGUUCUACGGUUUUGAGUGGAAUUUAUAUCAAAUGAUAUCAUAUAAAGGACGAAUACAACUGUCGUCGACUGAUACUUCACGGAGAGCUUUAAAAAUGGAAGCAGCGCUUUUAAUUGCGACGUUUCUUCUCGGGACCUGGGACCUUCAGGUUGGUGUCAAGGGACAGGAGCUCUGCCACGGGCCGAUACAAGCCCUCCAGAUCAUCAACGUGACCACGGGUUCCCCACCGCCCGGCGUGUUUGAGGUUACCGAGGUGAAAGUCUCUUUUACUUCAUCCUACGACUUGGAUGCUGAAAUGAGGCUGGGCGCGACACCGAUACCAUUAGCAGAUGAGGGGCAGAUUCGGACCACCAGGUAUGAACGAGGCGAUUACUACGAGUUCUCCAUCAAGUCCAUCAAACCUUUCAACGCGUCUAAUUUGAGCGUUGGACUGUUUGCGGAACAUCCGUGCAAUACGAUCGCCUUUUGGUUGAAGUUUUCAACUUUGAAGGAUAUGUUUGAAGAAGGCAUAUCAUUCCCUAAUAUGUCCGUCAUGCCAAAACGGGGAUACAGGCUAGACAGGGAUGACGACUUCCUCUUCAAAUAUGGUGUCACAUACAGAUGGAAAAAAAGGGAGAAAAUCAAGCUGAAAAGUGACGACCGUCAACGCAUCUUUCAACCGUAUUUCUACUGGAAUAACAACAACACGUUGGUCUCUCAAGUGUCUGCAGGGUCACAACCGCGGCCCUUGCCAAGGAAGAGUUUACAUUUCAGUCAGACGCACAGUUAUCUUUGGAGCGGUAUCUCGACAGUUACUACAGAAAUGUCAGGCUAUCUUCCACGUGAACUGCUGAUAGAUGGAGUCAUUUUAAGAGCCAAUUUUGAUUUCUUGGUAAAGGGAACGGAUCUUUCCGUGUACACGUUCACCAGCUUUCACUUCGCGGACUCACAAUUCCUGCAAAUGGGAGUGGGUUCGUUGACCAUGGGAUACAACAACAACCGCGGGUUCGUCCAUCUUGGCUAUUCGAAACAAGGUAACUUGGACAUGGCAACUGUCUUCUUUGACGGCACUAUCCCAGAAGCAGAGCGCGGUUUGACGUGCUUCGCUUUGGGACUGGAGAAUGCCCCGGUUGUGAUUGCCGGAAGGAUACCGUCUAUUGAUGACAUCGCCAACCAGGAAUUAAUUGAUCUGAUCAAUCCUGGUGUUAAAAUUGGGCCACUAGGGUUUGCCGAAUUCAAAGUAGACUUACCGUCGGCAGGGAAUGUCGCCUACUACGGGUGUUCGGCGUACACCGGAAGUCAUUACGCCACGUUUAUCGUCAUCAAGGUGAUUGGUGUGCCGAUAUAUAUGUAAAAGUAGCUCAAUAUCCUCCCGAAAGAAGUGUCACCCCUUCCGGCGUGGUUCAAUGGCUACAGAGACCAACGACCAUACUUAGAGCUUUUAGUGGCACGUUUUUCGUUAGGCGGACACUUAGGACAGCAUUACCUUAGUUACUCCUUCGGUGCAAAGCAAAUCAAUUUCUGCUUGAGCUCCUGAACCGAAUAUCACACAAAGACGGACGCCAUGGGCGAAUGUGGGCACUUCUCUUUGGGACAACAUAAUUUGGUCACCCGAGGGUGCCGUGCAAAGCGAAUCCCUUACCUGCAUCAGCUCCUGAACCGAACAUCACACCGCAGAGGCAGACCGCGGCAAGGGCGAAUAUGGCUGUCUCCAUUGUACGUCUGAUAGUGUGGAAGAUGUCUCCCAAUGGCCAAGUUAACUUCGAAUUAACGGGCAGUUUUGUUCAAGUCGUCAAGUUCCUGUAGAGUCUGUUUCCACCAGUCUCUCAUGUACUCCAGUUUUAUAAUAUAUGUUCAAUAAAAUUGUCUUCGCGUCAAACACUA